UCUUUUGCCCCCGCCAUUUAAACCUGCAGGCUCAGUAGCCAUUAGGUAUCGGGUAGAUACAGGAAACGCUUCUCCGCUAGUCACCUGACGUGCUAGCGUCCAGCAUCCAUGGCUGAUUUCUGGUUGCUGCUACUGCUCGCCGUCAGUGCAGUCUGGGUUCUUCGAGCUUGGAAAACCCGACGGUUGGGCAGCAAGGCGCGGAAGGCGGCGACGUACACGUACCCGCCGGGGCUGGAGCCGUACCCGCUGAUCGGCCACCUGCCGCAGUACCUGGCAAACCGGCACCGCGUGCUGGACUGGAUGACUGAGGCGUUCGAGCGCCAGCCCACGUGCACGUUCGUGCUGCGCCGGCCGGGCGGCGUGCGGGGCGCGAUCACCGCGAACCCGGCGAACGUGGAGCACUUCCUGCGCGGCAGCUUCGACAACUACCCCAAGGGGCCCCGGUUCGCGUCGCUGCUCCACGACUUCCUCGGCCGGGGCAUCUUCAACGCCGACGGCGAGGCCUGGCGCGUGCAGCGGAAGGUGGCCAGCCACGAGUUCAACACGCGCUCGCUCCGCGCCUUCGUGGCGCGCUGCGUGCACGCCGAGCUGCACGGCCGCCUCCUGCCGCUGCUGCGCCGCGCCGCGGCGUCCGGCGCCCGCCUCGACCUCCAGGACGUGCUCGAGCGGUUCGCGUUCGACAACAUCUGCCGCGUCGCGUUCGACCACGACCCGCGCCAGCUCACGGACGGCGGCGACGGCACGGCGGACGGCGGCUUCGCGGACGCGUUCCGCGACGCCGCGAAUCUCAGCGCGGGCCGGUUCCGGUACGCCGUCCCGGGGUUUUGGAAGAUCAAGAAGGUGCUGAACGUGGGGUCCGAGCGGCGGCUGCGCGAGUCCAUCGCCAUGGUGCACGACUUCGCAGAUCGCAUAAUCCAGUCUCGCCGGGAGGAGAUGCUGAGGGACGGCUUCGAGAAGCACGACCUCCUGUCGCGGUUCAUGGCGAGCCAGGACGAGACCUACUCCGAGUCCGAGGUGCCCCUCCGCGACGUCGUGAUCAGCUUCCUACUGGCCGGGCGGGAGACCACGUCCUCGGCGCUCACCUGGUUCUUCUGGCUGCUCUCCUCUCGUCCCGACGUGCAGCGCCGCAUCCGCGACGAGGUCGCCGCGGUGCGCGCCCGGCGUGCACGGGGCGACGACGUCGUCGGCUUCGACCUGGACGAGCUUCGCGAGAUGCACUAUGUGCACGCGGCCAUCACUGAGUCGAUGCGGCUGUACCCGCCGGUGCCACUGAACUCGCUGCGGGCGGAGACGGACGACGUCCUGCCCGACGGCACGGCCGUGCAGGCCGGGUGGUUCGUGGCGUACAAUUCGUACGGGAUGGGGCGGAUGGAGUCGAUCUGGGGCCACGACGCGCGGGAGUACCGGCCGGAGCGUUGGCUGAACCCCGCCGACGGGACGUUCCGGCCGGACAGCCCGUUCCGGUUCGUGGCGUUCCACGCGGGGCCGAGGCUGUGCCUGGGCAAGGAGAUGGCCUACAUCCAGAUGAAGUCCAUUGUGGCGUCCGUCCUCGAGGAGCUCGACGUGGCCGUCGACGGCGCGUACCGCCCCGGGCAGGUCGCGUCGCUGACGCUGCGGAUGGCGGACGGGCUCCCCGUGACCGUGAAGGCGAGCCGAAACUUCUGAGCUCAGUCUCUGCAGACAUGUGUCUGUCGAAGUGAAGGAGUUGCAGCUGACAAGCUAUCGACAUUGGCAGUUUGUUAUCGUCUGUACCCGGUACACUGUUGGUGUGUUGCGUUUUGGAAUCCCCUGCAUGCUGGGCACUGAAAUUCCUAUAUAGGAGUUUGAUUCAAAUAAACCAUCUAUAUAUGGGAGGAAA
Messenger RNA from Panicum hallii, 1858 nucleotides. Its product is annotated as cytochrome P450 94A1-like. Bases 109 to 1665 code for a protein of 518 amino acids. Gene Ontology annotation, molecular function: oxidoreductase activity, acting on paired donors, with incorporation or reduction of molecular oxygen; heme binding; iron ion binding. The transcript has a single exon. Lineage: Eukaryota; Viridiplantae; Streptophyta; Magnoliopsida; Poales; Poaceae. The record is from RefSeq and is a predicted model, not a curated record.